This is a messenger RNA of Drosophila gunungcola (fruit fly), 1191 nucleotides long. It is a transcript of the gene Gr59f, whose product is annotated as putative gustatory receptor 59f. Gene Ontology annotation, cellular component: neuronal cell body; membrane; dendrite. The record is from RefSeq and is a predicted model, not a curated record. The transcript has 3 exons. Gene Ontology annotation, biological process: sensory perception of taste. NCBI's taxonomy places the organism in Eukaryota, Metazoa, Arthropoda, Insecta, Diptera, Drosophilidae. The coding region runs from base 52 to 1191 and encodes 379 amino acids.
AAUACUAAAGUUUCAUAGGAUUUCAGACCAUCUACCUUCCACCAACAAUACAUGGAAAGGUUUCAACAGUUGAUUAAGACCCUGUAUUGGUUCCUACUCAUCUCUGUUGUGGCAAACACAGCACCCAUAACAAUUUUACCAGGCUGUACCAAUAGAUUCUAUCGUUUGCUCCAUUUAUGUUGGAUGACCGUCUGGUAUGGAUGCUUCGCCUUGGCCUCAUACUGGGAAUUCGUGCUCAUCACUUUACAGAGGGUUUCCCUUGAUCGUUAUCUCAAUGCCAUUGAAUCGGGAAUUUAUGUGAUCCAUAUUUUUGUCAUUAUGCUCAUCACUUUCCAAGGAAGAAACUGGAUUCCGAAAGUCUUAAAAGAUAUUGUUAGGACUGAUCUGGAAAGGGGUUAUGCCAUAGAUGGCAAGAGAACCAAAAAGUUUAUUGCCCUGCAGUUGUUCCUAGUCUGGAUGUUCACCUGUCUAGCCUUUGCCAUGGACAUCUGGAGUCAGAAGUGUGUGAUCUUUAAAUCGAUCUUGAGUAUCAACAGCUAUGUGAUGCCUAAUAUUAUAAGUGGUUUGUCAUUUAUUCAGUACUACCUCCUGCUCCAAGGAAUCGCAUGGCGGCAGAGGAAAGUAACCGAAAAUCUGGAGCGAUUAUUGUUGCAAUUAUGUAAUCCGCGAAAAGUCGAGGUUCAAAGAUACCGCCUUCAGCACGUUGAUUUGACCAAUUUUACCAAACUGGUUAACCGAACGUUCCAGUACUCUAUAGUACUCCUCUUCGUCGGCUGUUUCUUGAACUUUAACCUUAACCUAUUUCUGGUAUACCAGGGCAUUGAUAACCCCGCUAUCGACGACUGGGCCAAGUGGUUGUACAUGAUCCUCUGGCUGGCCAUGCACUUGGGAAAGAUUUGCAGCAUCCUGUACUUCAAUCACAACAUUCAAAAUGAGCAAUCCAAGUGUUUGACCAUACUAAAUGGAGUGUCGUGUAAUGACAGCGAUCUUCAGGAGACUAUUAACCACUUUAUUAUUCAAAUACGGACGAAUGUACGGCAGCAUGUGGUGGGUGGAGUCAUCGAACUGGACCUAAAGUUUCUAACAGCUUUGCUAGUGGCCUCUGCGAAUUUCUUUAUCUUCCUGCUGCAAUAUGAUGUCACCUAUGAGGCUUUGUCGAAAUCGAUGCAGGGAAACACCACCAAAACUUAG